Chara braunii is the source of this 1146-nucleotide messenger RNA. The record is from the annotation of a GenBank genome assembly. NCBI's taxonomy places the organism in Eukaryota, Viridiplantae, Streptophyta, Charophyceae, Charales, Characeae.
GAUCGCAUCUCCCUUGACUGAUCUAACUCGACUUGACACCCCAUGGGACUGGACCGACGAGUGUGAGGCAACUUUCAAACGUUUGAAACAUGCUCUCACGCACCACGAGGUUCUCAUGGUACCCGACCCGCAAAGGUCAUUUGUUGUAACCACUGAUGCAAGCCAAUAUGGGAUUGGCUCAGUGCUGGCUCAGCAGGAAGGGAAGAAGUUGAGACCGGUUGAGUACAUGAGCAAAAAGAUGUCAUCAAAGAAGUUGGCAAAGUCCAUCUACGAGAGGGAACUCUACGCUCUUUACAAGGCACUUGUCCACUGGAGACACUAUCUGUUAGGAAGGUUCUUCUACUUGAGAACUGACCAUCAGACCCUCAAGUGGAUCAAGACUCAGCCAGUUCUCUCCGAUGCACUCAAACGCUGGAUUGAAGUUAUAGAUCAAUAUGACUUCAAACUAGACUACGUGAAGGGAGAGUACAAUAAGGUUGCAGAUGCAUUGUCUAGGAGGGAAGAUUACCUAGGUGCGCUGAUUUAUGAGUUUGGUUUUUCUGAGGAUGUGACUCAAUCAUUGGGGAAAGCCUACAGGGAAGAUCUCAUCACGAUGGACAUCAUUAACAAACUUCAGGCCAAAGACAAGGCCACCUCUGACGAGUUUGUGAUGGUGGAUUCCUUGAGAAGGCAGGGUUCAAGAGAGCAGAUUACCUCCAUGGAUUUCAUGGACACUCUCGUGACCAGCAAGAAUGGCAAGAGGCACAUCUUCGUUAUAGUGGAUAGGUUCACUAAGUAUGCUAGACUAAUUGCCAUGUCGGAGACUGCUAGGACUGAGCACGUCAUUAAGUUGUUCAUGGAGAACUGGGUGCGUGACUUUGGACUGCCAAAGACCAUCGUUAGUGAUAGAGAUGUCCGGUUCACCAGUGAGAUGUGGAAGAAGGCCGCUGAACAAAUGGGCAACCAGCUUCAGAUGACUUCUGGGAAUCAUCCCGAAGCCAAUGGGCAUGCUGAACAGAUGAACCGAGUGGUGCAGCAUCUGCUGAGGCAUUACAUCAAGCCCAGCCAGGAUGAUUAGGAUGAGAAGUUACCUCUCAUCGCCAGUCUGUACAACAACGCCGUGCACAACACCACUGGCGUCAGUCCUAAUCAACUGCAUCUGGGAUG